Messenger RNA from Penicillium hordei, 2199 nucleotides. Its product is annotated as putative RING and UBP finger domain protein. Gene Ontology annotation, cellular component: cytoplasm. Lineage: Eukaryota; Fungi; Ascomycota; Eurotiomycetes; Eurotiales; Aspergillaceae. Gene Ontology annotation, molecular function: ubiquitin protein ligase activity; zinc ion binding. The coding region runs from base 1 to 2199 and encodes 732 amino acids. The record is from RefSeq and is a predicted model, not a curated record. The transcript has a single exon. Gene Ontology annotation, biological process: protein ubiquitination; Ras protein signal transduction.
AUGCCCGCUUACUUCUAUCACCUUAGCUUGCAAUUCCUCUCCCAAAGCUUAUCCGACGCGUCGAGGUCGCAGGGAUCCUCCUCUCUCGCGCUACAAUCCGCAUGGGAAGCUCUCCAACCAUUCCAACAACGGAGCCGGUCUUCAACCUCCAACCGCCUAUCACCCGCAGGAGAAAAUCAAACCCCACCAAACCCAGAGCAGACUUUGGCGCAUCACCAGAAGCUCAUCUCCACCCUCUCCACACACGCUACACCUAUCCCGCCCCGAACCACUCCCUCCACCAGCACUUCUUACAACUCCAACACGUCCUCCACUAGCUCCUCAACUAGCACCACCCCACUCGAAGACGACAAACGCUUUGGCGCCGUCUCCAUCGAGUGCAUUGACAUGGUCACCCCAAAGCACCCGCCCAAAGGCACCUCGAAGCACGGGUCCUCCACAGAACCAGAGAACCUUGUCGCCGCAGGCAUCGGCACCGACAUUCUAGGCGGCCUCCGUACAAAAGGCCGAUAUAUCCCACUCGAUUACGAGCUUUCCGACAGUGUCUGGGGAAUUGUGCACCUGUACCGCGACUCGCAGGAGACGCCUUACCUCGGAAACGAUGACGAAUACCCCGCCUACCUGAAGGGCUCCUCAGCUGCGGCCCGCCAGCCUGGCGAGCAGCAGGCUACGUUGAGGCAGGGUCUGGCCGGUGCGGCGGGUGCUAAACAAGCCGGGCCGACGGGUCUUGCGGAAUAUCCUUUUCCUGAGAUGAGUUCUUCCUCUGCGCAGAGCCCUGAUGAGGAUUGUACGACAUUAUGUAUCCUCGCUGUGCCAUCUUAUCUGUUGCCGCCAGACUUUUUGGGGUUUAUAGGGCAGAAGACGAUGGAUGAUGUUAGUCAUUUCAGGAUGAUUAGGACUGCUCGUGCGAAUCGAUACAUGGUUUUGAUGAAGUUCCGGAGUGGACGGAAGGCGAGAGAAUGGCAGAAGGAAUGGAAUGGGCAUGUGUUUAAUAGCGUCGAGCCCGAGACCUGCCAUGUGGUUUUUGUGAAGACGGUGGAAAUCCAAGUUGUGGAUCCCGGAACACCAGCUGCUGAGCAUGGCGCCCUCCCCUCUAACCUCUCAACCCCUUCUCGACCCCCGGUAUCCUCUACCGGACAAGCGACUCUUACCGGCAAACCUCUUGCACCACCUACUCCUGCAUUAAUUGAAUUACCAACCUGUCCCGUUUGCCUAGAGCGAAUGGACGAAACCACGGGGCUCCUAACAAUCAACUGUCAACACGUCUUCCACUGCACUUGUCUCCAAAAAUGGAAAGGCAGCGGCUGCCCCGUGUGCCGAUACACACAAGACGACUACCGCAAAAGCAACGCAGCCCUGAAGCCGGACGAAGAACCCCAAGAAUGCAGCAUCUGCCACUCGGAAGAAAACCUCUGGGCUUGUCUAAUCUGUGGCACGAUCGGCUGCGGCCGCUACGAUAACGCCCACGCCUUCGCGCAUUGGAAAGAAACAGCGCACGCCUUCUCCAUGGAUCUCACCACCCAGCGCGUAUGGGACUACGUGGGCGACGCCUACGUUCACCGCAUCAUCCAAAACAAAACAGACGGCAAGCUCCUCGAGCUACCCGCAGCAGACCACAGCGCCCUUGACCCGCCAGAUUGGGGCGACGCCGUCCCCCGCGAGAAACUAGAAAACAUGAGUAUCGAAUACACACAUCUCCUCACCAGCCAGCUUGAAAGCCAGCGCGCAUACUUCGAAGAAGUCGUCGAGCGUGCCGUCGAUAAAGCUUCGCAGGCUAGUGCCGCUGCCGCCGUGGCGGAAGUCAACGCUUCCAGUGCCUCGUCGUGUCUCGAAGAAUUACAAGCUAAGUAUGAUGCCGUGACGAUUGAGACACUACCGUCGCUUGAACAUGAUCGCGCGCGCGCAGAGAAAAAAGCAGAGAAAUUUGAGGCCCUAGCGCGCUCGUUUGAGAAGGGGUUUCAGGAGGAGAAGGCUAUGAAUCGGAAUAUGUUGUUAAAGUUGGAGAAUCUUGCUAAAGAGGUUGAUGGGCUUAAGGUUGCGAAUGCGGAUCUGGCGGAGCAGAAUCGCGAUUUGACGUUCUUUAUCAGUGGCACGCAGAGGUUGCAGGGGCAGGGUGAGGAGGUUGAACAGGGGACUGUUUCUGUGCCUGAGCCUCCGGCUGCUUCGAAGAAGAAGAGGAAGGGGAAGGGGAAGAAGUAG